GAAUAAUCCAUAGGGAUCUUAAAGCAGACAAUGUUUUACUUGAUAAUGAGAUGAACCCAAGAAUUUCAGACUUUGGCAUGGCUAGAAGUUUUAGAGGAAAUGAAUCUGAAGCAAGAACAAAACGAGUGGUUGGAACAUAUGGUUACAUGUCUCCAGAAUAUGCCAUUGAUGGAGUGUACUCAAUAAAAUCAGAUGUUUUUAGCUUUGGGGUUUUGGUGCUAGAGAUUGUAACUGGGAAGAGAAACAGAGGAUUUAACCACCCGGAUCACGCCCUUAAUCUUCUUGGGCAUGCAUGGACACUCUAUAUGGAAGGUAAGCCUUUGGAACUGAUUGAUGCAUCCAUGGGGGACUCCUGUAAUCAAUCUGAAGUGCUACGUGCUCUCAAUGUGGGACUAUUAUGCGUACAACGUAGUCCAGAUGAUCGACCAAGCAUGUCUUCUGUGGUUCUGAUGUUGAGUAGUGAGAGCGCAUUACAUCAGCCUAAACUAUAUAGUCACAGAUCUUGAACCAU
Messenger RNA from Vitis riparia (riverbank grape), 511 nucleotides. RefSeq names its product G-type lectin S-receptor-like serine/threonine-protein kinase At4g27290. Gene Ontology annotation, biological process: protein phosphorylation. NCBI's taxonomy places the organism in Eukaryota, Viridiplantae, Streptophyta, Magnoliopsida, Vitales, Vitaceae. Gene Ontology annotation, molecular function: protein kinase activity; ATP binding. The record is from RefSeq and is a predicted model, not a curated record. The coding region runs from base 51 to 506 and encodes 151 amino acids. The transcript has 3 exons.